Molecule: messenger RNA, 2068 nt
Organism: Physeter macrocephalus (sperm whale)
Lineage: Eukaryota; Metazoa; Chordata; Mammalia; Artiodactyla; Physeteridae
Gene: DNAL4
Product: dynein axonemal light chain 4
Exons: 5
Coding region: 880-1197 (105 amino acids)
Biological process (GO): microtubule-based process
Cellular component (GO): dynein complex
Source: RefSeq, a predicted model, not a curated record
AAGAGCAGUGUAAUGCCGAGCGCAGAGAGCUCUGCAACGUCAGAACGCUCACGUGCAUCUACUUGGUGCUCUCGACAGCUCUCUGAGAAUGAGAAGGUGGGAUUAUCCCAUUUCACGGAGGAAACCAAGACUCAGGAGGUUAAAUUACUUGCCCAAGGCUGCAAAGCAAGGAAGAGGGCAGAAUUGAUUUCAGUUAUAGAGCUAGUAUUCCAGCCUUAAUAUUCUGCCUCGUGAUCCUGUACUUUCUCUUCUCUACAAGGUGAUGUCCCUCCUAAAAAAAACUGUCCCAGUGGCUUUUCCACUUCGUUCCUGAAGAAUGGGCUUUGGUAAUACCUCUGAAGUCUUGUUUCAUCAGGAUUCCAUGUGUUGAAGCAGAGUCCAAGCGGCGGUCACAGACCCUGACCUCCCCGAGGGCAGACGUAUGCACAAUUGCCUCCGAGCUCCCCUCCACACUAGCUCUUUUAGCCCAGAGGAUGAAUUGAAUUGAGUUGAAAUCUUCAGGUGGAAGGGGCCUAAGCAGCUGCUUCAGCAUUGCUUAUAUGUAGAGACAAACAGAAACUGCUAAUAUCUGAGUGGUACAAAUGCCCAGAAUGAUGAGGUAAGAGGAGCUGUCUGUCCGCUGGGAAAUCAGAACAUACCCAUGCUGUGGGGCGUGGGGUCGGUGCCAGGCGUCCAGCCUCGCUCGAGGGAGCCGACCACAUGGAGCGGCGCUGAGGACUUCUGCAGCGUCAGAGAGUGGGCACCCCUCGGGGAGAGACAUUUUCUGCUCCCACCAAGCUGGCUGGGCCUGCUUCCUGAAUCUCCUGGGUGUGUCUUAAUUACCAGUCCCAGCACCUCCUGAAAGCCCCACUCUCUCCUCCUGGUCACAGAGGAAGGAUCAUGGGAGAAACAGAAGGGAAGAAAGAUGAGGCUGAUUAUAAACGACUGCAGACCUUUCCUCUGGUCAGGCACUCGGACAUGCCAGAGGAGAUGCGAGUGGAGACCAUGGAGCUGUGUGUCACGGCCUGUGAGAAAUUCUCCAACAACAACGAGAGCGCCGCCAAGAUGAUCAAAGAGACCAUGGACAAGAAGUUCGGCUCCUCCUGGCACGUGGUGAUCGGCGAAGGCUUCGGCUUUGAGAUCACACACGAGGUGAAGAACCUCCUCUACCUGUACUUCGGGGGGACGCUGGCUGUGUGUGUCUGGAAGUGCUCCUGACGCUGUCCCCCACCCCUGCCCCCGUCCCCCGCAGGCCUUUUCCUGCUGUUCCUCUGGGGCGGGGAGCAGCCCCAGGCAGGUCCUGAGUUUCCAAAGGAAAGCCGGGCUCUUGUCUGUUGUCCUGUGUACCGUUUCCGGAGCCGCGCCCAGUGUGUGAAUCUGUUGACAUCUGUGUCCGCGGGCUCGCAGCCAGCUCACGCUGAGUCCCGGGGCGUGAGGGGGCGGCAGGGGAGGGGUGCGCAGAUGUGACAGGGUAGAAGGAGCGGGGGAGGUGGAAUUUCUCUCACAGGGACGUGCCAGCCCCACCUCUCCGGGUGGCCGCUCACCCCGCACAGCCCGGGAGCCCCUCGCUCCCACCCGCAGCACUGCAGGCAGGUGUCCGCUGUCCUCGUCUUUACGGGCCAUAUGCAGAUGGCCUCGAGAGGGAGUCUGUCCUCGGGGGUCGCUGGCGCUUCUCUCCUUGUCCUCCGGAGAAGUGGUGACCCCCACCCCACCCCACCCCGGAAGCCCCUUUCCCAGCCUGACCCCGGGCUGAACAAGCCACUGCGUCUUGUCGGGUCGACAACUCCACAGCCCCGGGCUUUGACGUGAGGACCAAGCAGCCUGUCCCCCUCCGUCCCCUCCCCGCUCCCCAGCCGCCAGGCUGCGUGAACCUGUUACCUUGCCCCACCCAGGCAGUUGGUAACCAGUGGCUGCGGGUGUGGGAACUGUUUCUCGAAGUGUCACUGACCUCCGGUGAGACGCCUGGGCCAGGAGCGCCCUCGCCGUGAGGCCUGUUUCAGCAGGGAAACCUGGCCUGCCGCCUCUCAUCAGGGACCGCAUGCUGAUUUGUACUUCUUAUCUCUGCUGGGUUUUCUAUACUCUUUUUGAG